Messenger RNA from Seminavis robusta, 2435 nucleotides. The record is from the annotation of a GenBank genome assembly. Lineage: Eukaryota; Bacillariophyta; Bacillariophyceae; Naviculales; Naviculaceae.
GUUUGGCGCCUCUCUCUUCCUCCUCACAAAUAAAUUCAAACGAUGGCACACUGGAAUCGUCCUUCCUCCUUGAUGUCAGGGCCCACGGCCCAACUGCAGCCUGGUUUCGCUACAGCAGCUUCCAUGAAUAACAAAAAGAUGAAGACGACAGCCUUGUCCCGCCACAUCGUCAAUGCCGAACCUUGGUCUCCAAGCAGUCGGGCCAUGCGCCGUGGCGCCGGGAUUCGCCCCUUUGGGGGCUAUGGUGCAGCCCACCGUCGACAACAAGGCGAUCGCCUCGAUGAUGUCGCCAUUGAAGUGGUGUUUUCAGUCGAGGAUCUUCCCGGUUGUUUUGUGCCUGGCGAUUGUCUCUUUCACGAGGAUACUGCUAUCUUGCGAGAAGAUUGGCACGAUCAACUCUCUCUUUUUCUGGCCCGCAGGAUGGCCCACGUAAUGAUGUUUACAGAGGAAAACGAACAAACCAUCAAGCACAUAUUCUCCAUCGUUCGAAGCUUGCCAUUGACUGCCAAAUCAGACAACGCCAUGGUGGUUGUGAAAGAGAAGCUGUCGUUGGAACAAAUCAUUCGCAAGUUUCAACAAAAACAGCUGGAUGGGUCGCGCAGCAAUGGCAGUGCUUUAUUCAACUGGUCCCGUCCGAACGAUGAAUCAUUGCUUCUGACCCUGGAUUGUUCUCAUCGUCUCUUUUUCCACCCCGACAAUACUUUUGAUGACAUUACCCAUAUCGCCACGACGCCCUUCCUUUGCGAUUUGGAGGCUGCUCGCGACUGUGACUUGGCGUACCUGGUAGAAACGAUUGGAAGCCGAGAUUACGAUGUCUCUCUCUUCACAUUUGCCUGUCAAGUCAUUGCAAAGGCCAACAAGAGCAACCUCGAGCGAUUCGCAAGGCACCACAAAGCCAACGACUUGGUGUCGGUCGUGACGGAGAAUAUGAAGAAGCAUAACCGCGACGACAAUGUUCUUCGAGCAGCGUCAUUGGCGCUUUGUCACAUGACAAUCGAACCGGACUUUGUGGUCAGUCUAUUCGAGAGCAAUGUAUUUAUGUAUCUCGAGUUUGCUGUGAAGAAAAGCCCAUCUCUUGGAACCACUGAAGCUUUCCAGAUUGCGGUUCUCCGUUUCUUUCGCAAUUCUGCACGAGCCCAGGUGGAAGACAAAGAGAUCCAGUUAGCAAUUUGUGGGGGCCUGCAGCAUGACCUUGUAUUGGACACUAUUCUUCCUGGCAUGGAGAAUCUGGAAACAGCGGAGGAGGCGUUGAAUGCACUGGUGGCACUGCUUGGCAUGAUGCGGGAUCACGACGGGAAAAAGGACUGCUGGGCGCUCGAAUCUUACUUGGAGGCUGUGAAUGGUGUCCUCCAAGUAAUGAACGAGGCUGGACCGAAGCAUCUGUUCAUUCAAACCCUUGGUUUCAACGCAAUGCAUCUCCUCUUGUCCACGACCGGAGCUGAGACCUCGGAGCGUAUCGCAGUACAAAUGGCCGACAAUUACAGCAUCUUGACCGCGGCAAUGAAGGCGUGUCAGACAGAUGAACUCUUGCACUGUCAUGCAGGAAUAAUGCUCGAGAUGCUUGCUCAGAAAUGCCCCGGUGUCCUCCCUAAAUUCCGCUUGUCUCUGUUUGCCUCCAUGAAACAUCACCCUAACGCUCAUGCUGUCCAAAAGGCAGGUUGCGCCAUCCUGGGAGUUGCGAGUGCUCUCCAGAACGAUUGGGAGGAGGCCAAGUUCGCAGUCACUCUGGUUGUUAGCAGCAUGAAGACUUUCCCUGGUUGCCGUGACAUUCAAGGAUACGGGAGUUGUGCUCUCGAGCGUUUGGCCACCUGGGACUGCUGCGAGAACGGCGCAUUGACUGUGGAUGUCGUCGGGGUGGUCAUGGCUGCACACGAAAUGUAUGGUGGUGAUGACAGUUUCCGUUUUUUGGACACUGUGUUGAACUCGAUAGCUGAGGAAGCCCGCGGCGAUGCAACAGCGAACAAGGGUUUCGUUCGACUCAUCUUGUUGGCCUGGAAUUCGCACCACUCGAAGGUUAUCAAGUCAAAGGAGGCGUUCCUCGAUUUGAAGCCCCUCGACGACAACGGGACGGGUGUGGCUGCGGCCACCAUCGUUGUCGCCAUCAUGAACAAGUUUCAUGACAACGAAGCCAUCCAAGAGGUCGGUUGCGCGCUCUUGGAUCGAUUCACUUCCUCGCCUCUUCGAGAAAUGCAUGACGAAACUUGGCGUGGUGUUGCCGAGAAGGCACUGACUUUUGCCGCUUCUGCGUUCCCUGACAACGCAACUUUGUCAGCCCACGCCGGGUUGGCCCUUAACCGCAUCCAAAUGACCAUCUAGCUCCGCGGUUCCUACAGUGGCUGGGGUACGGUAGGUAGCAUCUGUCAACUACAAAGACGGAGAAGAAAAUAUGAAAACAAAAACGAAAUAUCUACAGUAAUCUAUGUGUCACUAUGAAU